UCAGGUGACGUAGCGCCCCCUCCCUCCCUGCUUUCCCCACCCCCGGCUGGAGCUGCAGCGCAUCAUGCAGAGUUCCGCAGGGGGAGCUCUGUGUCGCCCUCUGGUGCCCACAUGCUGUAGUGCCCCCAUGUCUGUGCCAGGAGGCGGAAGAUCCUCAGCAGGAUCCAGGAGGCGCGCCUCUCCACCAGUAACCAUGAGGGACACGUAUGGGACUUCCUCUGUCAGCAGCAGCACCUCUGGUUCCUACAAAGGAAGUGACAGCAGCCCCUCCUCCAGGCGCCAGAAUAAGUACAGUCUUUGUAGUGAGAACCAUGGAAUUAAACCUCCUACUCCAGAGCAGUACCUGACCCCCCUACAGCAAAAGGAAGUGUACAUCCGGCACCUGCGUGCAAGACUAAAGGACAUGCAAGAUGCUCUGCAUGAGAGGGACACUGAGGUGGAUGAGUUGAGGUCUCAGCUAAGCCGGAUGCAGGAGGACUGGAUAGAGGAGGAAUGUCAUCGGGUGGAGGCGCAACUUGCUCUAAAGACCGCUCAGCGGGAAAUCCAGCAGCUGCGAGAUGUCAUGGAGAACGGGAGGGAGGGCCUGGGGGAGAACGACUCCGGGGUGCAGAAAUACUUUGCAGACAUGACACUGCAGAACCGCAAGUUGGAGACUCUACUGCAAAACAUGGAACUGGCGCAAGAUGGAACAGAGGGUGUUGGCUCCUCUGGGGAAUCACCUGCCCGUUCCUUGACCCGCAGCUCCACCUACACAAAGCUGAGUGAGCCUCAUGCAGAAGAGCACCACUCCCAGGACACUGGUGAUAGUGGGUUUGCUGCCCCUGAUGACAGCAGUGCAGUAUCAUCUGGUACUGAGUUUUGUCUCGGUGAGGGGCCCCUGUGUAUUGAGGUUCACCCAGCCCCACUAUGUGCAGAAGCAGCUGUCCAGGCCAGCAAUGUUAGUGACUGUGGAGUACAGACAGAUGUUGUGCCGGAGACCCCAGAGCCAGAUAACAUUUUCGAGAAGGUUUCUCUGUCUCAUUUAGCUGGAAAUUAUAUUACCCAGAAGCCCCUGGUACAGGAGGAAGUCACAGUGACCUCUGACUCCUCCUGUGUUGUGUUGGUCACGGAUGGAAUUCCUGGAGAGUCUGGAGCAGAGGAACACGAGUCACCCCCUCAUAACUACUGGAGCCGUCACUUUGUAGUGGACUUACUGGCUGUACUGAUCCCUGUGGUGCCCACUGUAGCUUGGUUGUGCCGUGCACCGAGACGCCAGGGGCAGCCGGUCUAUAACAUCAGCUCCCUGCUGCGUGGCUGCUGCUCGGUGGCUUUGCACUCCAUUCGUAGGAUUAGUUGCCGGCCAGUUAGUCCCCCCCCAAGCCAACCCUGAUGGCUGCUAGCCAUGGACACACAGCACUUUCUGGCAGGGUCCUGUAGGACAUCUGUUGGGCACAUUGGGGUGGGGGUCACUGGGAGUAUGGGCAAUAUGCAAGCACCCGCCAAAGUCUCAUGGGCACUUAGUCAUCUUGAGUGGGCAUAUGCCUGGUCUAGACCAAUGAAUACAGCUGCAUAGGUCAGUGAUAAUGGGACUAGAAUUUAGCCCGCGUGGCACCGUGCCAUCUGUAUGUAACAAGAUCACUGCCUUCUCUCAUGAACUGGUGCACGUCACAGCUUACUUUCCUUCCGUGUGCACACGUGGAAGCCAAUAAGGGAAAGCCAUAAAUUCUGCUGCUGCACGUGUGUGUGUUUGUGUGUGUGUAGCUUCAGUCAGUUGCGUAUAACACUCCUGCCCCUGAUACAUGGGAAGCACCUGCUCUGGCUGCCCUGACUUUCCACCUAUUUAUUUCCCUUUUCCUGCAGGACCAGGCACCUUCCCAUUAUGGCUUCCAGAGUACUUGUGUGUGUGUGUACAUUGGUGUUCCACAAUCCAGGAUUCUUUUCGUGGGUGUCUCCCUUAUACUUCUUCUGAGUGUGAACAAACACUGUUGGCUUUCCACUCUUACACUGCUGAAUGUGAUUACCUACCCCUCCUGUCUUUUGGGGUGCACUCUCAUUUCCGUUAGUGAUCAUCUUCCUAACAUGUGAGUGAGUGCACAACCAUGCUUGCCCUCAUGCCCAAGAAUAGGAUCAUUUAGUGCAGAGGUGUGAGUGACUGGUAUCGCCUGGCAUUGCAGGAACUUGUCACCGGGCCUCACUCUCUCCUCCAUAGUAUUCACCUGUCUACUGCGGCAUGUUACUGAAAUGCACUAGUAUAUGUGAGUAGGGUGUGUGGCAGCAUGUUAUUGGGAUGCAAUAGAGUGUGUGGGUAGAGGGUGUGCAAGUAGGCUGUGUGUGAAUGGGUUGCAAGGCAUGUUAUUGGGAUGCACUAGUGUGUGUGAGUAGGGGCAUUGCAUGGCGUGUUACUGGUAUGCACGUGUGUGUGUAAGGAGGGAGUUUGUAAGUGCAGGGCAUGAGCCCCUUUAAUAUUCAGACACUCUGUACCAGGUAAUUGUGCCCUGUGUUAAUACUACUUGUUCCAUUAAGCCCUCCAUUGCUGUGUGUGGGAGAGGUACAUAGGGUGGGGGGCAUAAUCCUGUGAGACUGACAAAAAUGACUGUGGUUCUGUCCAUUUCCACUUGUCAUGUUUUUAGUACUUACAUGUUCAUUUGCACUUUCCCUGGGUAUUGCCUGCCCUGGAGGCUGGUGCACUGGUUGCUUGGCCGACAGACAUAUGUAACGUAUGGGAGUAUAUGUAUAGAUCGAUAUAGGGAGACACUUAAUCUAUUUUUAUUGAUGUUGCUGCUUUGUGUCUGCUUCCUGCUGAUUGUAUUAAACUGGCCUGAGCCACAUUACCCAUGAGCCUUUCCUAGCCCUUUGCUGCCACCCCUGCUAUUGGCACUUAUUCCCAGGAGGGACAGGAAUGGUUACAAUGUAGGGUUCUCUCACCCAAAUAAAUGAGUUUUCUUGUA
Xenopus laevis (African clawed frog) is the source of this 2927-nucleotide messenger RNA. RefSeq names its product syntaphilin S homeolog (gene snph.S). Gene Ontology annotation, biological process: neuron differentiation. The record is from RefSeq and is a predicted model, not a curated record. NCBI's taxonomy places the organism in Eukaryota, Metazoa, Chordata, Amphibia, Anura, Pipidae. The transcript has 5 exons. Gene Ontology annotation, cellular component: cytoplasmic microtubule; membrane; mitochondrion. The coding region runs from base 65 to 1369 and encodes 434 amino acids.